Messenger RNA from Racocetra fulgida, 1325 nucleotides. The record is from the annotation of a GenBank genome assembly. Lineage: Eukaryota; Fungi; Glomeromycota; Glomeromycetes; Diversisporales; Gigasporaceae.
GUGCUGCAUUAGGCGAUGCGGUGGGUCUCGCCACAGAAUUUUUAAGUAAAAAAAUUGCUAAAAAAAUAUAUGGCGUUGGUCCUAUAUCUUUUGGUAGUGAUAAAGGUUACAAAUUUUAUGCUGAUAGACAUAGAGAAAGAUGGUAUGUGGGUGAAUGGACUGAUGAUACUGAUUUUGCAAAGCGCUUAAGCAAAUGGGAUAAAGAGGGCUACCCAGAACUUGAAAAUAAGCCACCAAUUGGAAUUGGUAAAACCGUUGGUUCCGUGUUGAAUCAUUCAAAGUUCAAGAGGUUGCCCCAUAGUGCUGCUUGGGAUGUAUGGGUUCAAUUUAAUUGUAAUAUGGCCGCGAAUGGUGCUUUAAUGCGUACAGCAAUAUUGGGUAUUCCGUUCUUUUGGGAUGAAAAACAAGUGAUAAAACAAACCUUACAAGCCACUAAAGCUACUCACGCUGACCCAAGAUGUUGUGUUUCUAGUGUGAUUGUUACGAUUUUAAUUUCAAGAUUAAUUCAAGGAAAUAUACAGGACACCCUUCCAGACUUAGAUGAUUCGACAAAGCAAGAUAUAUUGUCGUGGAUGCAAUCAGGAAAUCUUAAUAAUAAGAUUGAGGAUAAUAUUGAUAAUGAUGAUCUUAAACUGAAUGGCGAAUCGUCAAAAAGAACAAGCUUUGUCAAGCAAGUAGCCAAUAAAGCAGGAAACUUUUUUUCUGAUAAAGAAGAUCGAAAUACAUUAUGGCUUGAACGACAGAAAAAAAUCCGUGCUAGUUUAAAUAGCUCAAAACAAGAUAAUCAAGAAAUUCCAAAAAUUCCAGAUCCUUUACCUCCUGGCAUGGACACGUUUGGUGCUGACCCUGAAAUAUUGGCAUUAACAAAAUCUGUAGUUGAUAGGUAUAAAUUCAUGACAAACGGCAUCAAUGCCACGUCACUUAGUAAAACAGGACCUACGAAAGGUUCCAAGUUCAGUAAAUUUCAGACAGAUAUGAGUGAAACAGCUCUUUUAGAACAUUGUUUUCCCGAUACUUUGGCUGCAUUAAGGUUGGAUGAAUCUCCAAACAUCGGAUAUGUUUACAAGUGUCUUGGUGCUGGGUUAUAUUGCUUUACGAGAAAUUUGAACCAGCAAAGUAGUGAAGGUGAUGCUUUUAAGAAGAUUAUUACGGAACUGAUUCUGGAAGCUGGAGAUGCUGAUACAAAUGGUACAGUAGCCGGAGCUCUAUUAGGCACCAGAAUUGGAUAUAAUAAGCUACCUAAAGAAUGGGUUGAAGGUUUGAAAUUUAAAGAUUGGUUAGAAAAGAGAGUUGAUAGUCUUUGGGCUAUUUUAUCUAGUAAAGAA